AUGGAUGAUGCGGUGCGCACCACAACCACCACAAACAACGAGAAGAAGGUGACAGCAGUGCGCGGAUCAGCGGGCAUGAAGGGGAGCACACACCACCACCCUGGCCAGGGAAGGAGGGGCAGGAGCAUGGGCGUUGACGAUAGUGGUAGCGGAUCGCUAGUUGGAGACAUCACGGCUUACUCGAAGCUCGACUGGGACCGCUUCUCCCAAUGGGUGGUUUGCAUUGCCGCAGUGACGUUUGAUCUUGAGGCGGGGCAGGAUAUCGAGGAGAUGUUGCCUUCUCAACACACGUUCCCAAAGGCAAUUACAGACAACAUCAAAGGGCUCGCCUUUCCAGACAACAACUCCGGUUGUGUGGGUGACAUGUCGUACACGUUCCGCUUCAAGAACCACGCACGAAGGCCUCAUUCACAGCAAACACAGCGGCCUGCAACAGCGUGCACUUGA
Messenger RNA from Salpingoeca rosetta, 447 nucleotides. RefSeq lists its product as uncharacterized. The transcript has 3 exons. Gene Ontology annotation, molecular function: guanyl-nucleotide exchange factor activity. The record is from RefSeq and is a predicted model, not a curated record. Gene Ontology annotation, cellular component: recycling endosome. Lineage: Eukaryota; Choanoflagellata; Craspedida; Salpingoecidae. The coding region runs from base 1 to 447 and encodes 148 amino acids.